Messenger RNA from Moneuplotes crassus, 3468 nucleotides. Lineage: Eukaryota; Ciliophora; Spirotrichea; Euplotida; Euplotidae. The record is from the annotation of a GenBank genome assembly.
AAAAUGUCGAGGGGAAAGGUCCAUCCCGAAACAGUAAGCUCUCAGCAGCCAGACAAGACAGAGACUGCACAAGAAGGCUCCAGACUAAUUUUUGGGAUACAUCAAGAAAGUCUUGGACGCAAGAAGAAACGCAACAAUCUUGCCCUUGAAGAGUCUAAUUCUCACUCUGACUCCUAUAAUGAAAUUGUCGAUGGUAUUCAUGAUAUGAAUAGAGGAGACACUAAACGCCAACUCUUGCAGAAACCAGAGAAAGAUGAGUCAAAACGAAUUCAUAAUAGGCGAACGAUGAAAGAAAGUGAGCCUUGCCACGAAGAGGAUAAUUCUCUUGUGAGCAGAGAUGAGUUCAAAAGAGUUGCAACUUUACAAAAUGGGAAUAAUUUUAAAAAUCAAAGAGAGUUUAAAAGCCAAUUGUUACUACCUAAUGCCGGUAAAAAUAGCAAAUCGAAAGAUAGUAACGAUGAUCCUGAGGAAGUGCUCAGCAAAAUAGAACCUCCUCCAACUUUGAAAGCAGCUGAGGAAAACUCUAAAGAAAGCGACAAUAAUUCUGAGAUGGAAGAUGGUCAUAUAGAAUUUAAAGCCAAAAGCAGACCUCCCAAGAAGAAGUGAUUUUGGAGACAAUUAGACCAGGGAAAGAUAAAAUGGGACCUGUUCAUCAUGUUGUUGGCUACUAUCAACUGCUUCCAGGUGCCUUACUCUGUGGCCUUUACAGAUAUAGAUAAUAGCUAUAUAUGGCUAGACUUCCUUAACAUUAUGAUUGAUUUUACAUUUGUACUUGAUGUGGUGAUUAGUUUCAGAACUUCAGUCAUUAUAGAAUCGACUGCCCAAGAAAUAUAUGAUAAUAAAAAGAUCGCUAUGAAUUAUUUAAAAGGGAGAUUCUGGAUCGACUUCCCAGCCUCUAUCCCCUUCGAUCUCUUUACAUACAUAUUUUCUGGGUUGAGAAGCAACCAACUGGCUCUUCAAAUGAUAGGUUUACUAAAAUUGGUGAGGAUCUUGAGACUAUCCAGGCUCAUUACAUAUUUAAACGUUAAAAGUGAACUUAAAAUGUCAUUAAAGCUGGUUAAGUUGAUCUUCUUCUUGAUACUGUUUCUUCAUUGUCUUGCAUGAAUAUGGUUCUUCAUAGUUAAACAGAAUGAGGAAUGGAUGCCUCCUCUGGAUUACGUCUGGGUAGAGACUGGAUUGUAUAAUUCAGGCUCUUUCCAUCAAUAUUUAAAUGCACUUUACCAUGCAAUUUUGAUGCUAGGAGGAAACGAUGUUGGACCACGAGGAAAUUUCCAACUAAUAUUUGUCUGCGUCACUUUGCUUACAGGAGCUAUUAUUAAUGCUAAUAUCUUCGGUAACAUGGCUGUAAUUCUUCAAUCCUUGAAUAAAAAGGCAACAAACUUUCAAGAGAAGUUGGAUAAUGCAAAUGAAACUAUGAAAAAUUUAAGGAUCCCAAGAUUGUUACAAGAAGAAAUUAAGGAUUAUUUUACCUUCACUCAGAAUACCCAGGACCAUCAGAGUGAACUGAAGAUCUUUAUGUCCACUCUCUCCCCAAGCUUGAGGCAGAAGGUUAUCUCUUCAAUAUUCAAAAGUGUUUUGGAUAAGAAUCCUAUUUUUAACCAACACAGCGCAGUUAUUAAUCAAAUUCUUGGAACAAUGGAGACCUGCCUUUUCUUACCAGAGAAUAAAAUCAUCACUCAAAACCAGGAAGGAGACAUGAUGUACUUCAUUGCUCAUGGACAAUGUGAUGUAACCGUCUUGACUGAGAAGCAGAAGGAAGUUCAUGUCUCCACCAUAAAUGAAGGAGACUUCUUCGGAGAAGUUGCUUUGAUCAAAAAGUGUAAGAGAACUGCUUCUGUAAUCAGUAAAAAUUAUACAACCCUAGCUUCAUUCCACGAAAAUGACUUUGACUCGUUAAUUGAGGAGUAUCCAUUCAUUAAGCAGAAAAUGGAGCGGAAAAUGAUUGAUGAGUACACAGAUCCAUGGAAGAAAUUCGUCAAGAAAGUGCUCAGAAACAUUGACUAUCUUAGCUACUGAGUCUCUGAUGAGACAAUAGAAGAAAUAGUUUAUCUUUGUGAACCGAUUACUGUUAGCGAGAAUACCCAAUUAUUCAGAGCUGGUAGUAAUUGCAACGAUAUCUAUAUCAUCAGUGAUGGACAGCUAGAGGUGAGUGUUCACAACUCAAAUACUGAGACUAUCCUAGAUACGCUGCAUAUUGGCAGCUCUAUCGGUGCUUACUGCUCUUUGGUAAAUGAGGUCUAUUCAAUUUCUGGGAAAUCCAAAACAACCUUAAAAUUGCUUAAAUUACCUAUCAAAAAACUAUUUGCCAUGCGCGAGCAAGUUGAAGACCUAGACUACACAAUGAUGGAGUACGAACGUUACGUUGACGAGAAUGGCUUACCUUACUGUGACUACAGGAUUUAUAGACACGGCCAUUUAAAGCUCAAGCCUAUGGAGAAGUUCAGAAUUGGCAUAAGAAGAAUUAUGAAUAUUAUCAGGUCCUAUAAGUCCCUGGAUCUCAGGGGGCUUCUUGAGAAAGUUCGAACUGAGUUAAAAUAAGAAGAAGGCUGAUGAAGAGAAUCGUAGAAAAUCCGCUCUCCUUCGAGGAAAUCCAAUGAAGCCAGAACAGAAAGCAGAGGAGUAUUAUUAUUCAUUAAAAUAACGAAAUGAAGCAUGUACAGACUUGUGUUGCCAAUCAGAACCAAGAGAUGAAUAAUUUCCAGAGUAAAAUGAUUAAGCAGAUGCAGAACAUUCAAAGACUCAUAAAAGGAGAGUCUGAGUUAAUAGAGAGUAGUAACAGCGAAGAAUCUAAACAUGGAAGUGCGUUUAACAACGUGUCAACUGACCCUCGCAGACAUAGAAUUGGUAGAGGUAAAAAUAGACACCCUACAGGUUUAGUGCAUUUAGAUCAUCCUAACGUUAGGAAGUCAUGCAUUGGGGUUCUUCCAAAGCUUGGGUCACGAAAGAGUGUUGCCCCUAUGAUUCCAGCUAACUUUCAGGACCCCAUCUCUAUGCCAAAGAAGUUUAAAGCAGAAGAGAAGAGGGCUAAAAUGAAAAAGAAAAGUAAAAGUUAUAAAGAAGACGUGGUCAGAGGACAUCCAAAUCUAGCCGAACGGGAAGAGACUAAAGAAGAGUUAAAUUCUCAUAAAUAAAAAUAAGAUAGUCGUUCUUAAUGUUGAAGAUGAGGAGAAAGAUAAAAUCAAAUAUUUAAGCAAAGAUUCUUCUCUAGAGAAGGAUCAGUCGAGGGGAGAGAUGACUGAGAUACCCCUAGCAAUGCGAAAAAGAAGUACGUUGAUAGAAACCCCAGACAGCAUGAUUCAUUCAGAGAAUAAACUCUUUCAUAAUUCUAUGAAAAUGGAGAGUUCUGGGUUAAAACAUAGAAAAUUUGGGAACAAAUUGCGAAAGAAUCAGAAAAGUUUUGAAAAGGGGAGUGCAACCAGACUAGAUAUUCCAAAAAGUAAUCUUUAAAUUAUCAUAUUUUAUAAUCAA